Molecule: messenger RNA, 1188 nt
Organism: Rotaria sp. Silwood1
Lineage: Eukaryota; Metazoa; Rotifera; Eurotatoria; Philodinida; Philodinidae
Source: the annotation of a GenBank genome assembly
AUGAGAUUAGCAACAUGGAAUAUUGAUUUAGGAGAACAACUUGCAUAUGAACGGACAUCAUCAAUUAUCAAAGCUAUUCGUGAGAAAAAUGUUGAUAUUCUUUGUUUACAAGAAGUAUGGGGUGGUCCACAAAUUUUACGUCAAAUUUAUCAAUCUGUCAAAGAUAUUUAUCCUUAUUUUCAAGUUGUAAAUGAUGGUAUGCGUGAUUAUAUUAGUCGUGAUGACUUACCAACACAAACAUAUAGUCCUGCUUGUUUAGCUACGAACAUAACGAAUGCACAAAUUUGUGUUUCUACAUAUUGUUCUAAUGUUACUGAUACACAACGAUUUAAAUGUGCUAUGACUAAAUGUCCGUCACAAACUCUAGCUCUUUAUAUGAAUUCAAAAUGUUGGGCCUGUAUUUUUGAUCGAUUUAUUAGUCGUAGAGAUCCAUUAGGUCUGAAUUAUUGUGGUGCAGUUAAUUUACCUCAAUUGAUAAGUACUUCACCAGGUAUUAUUCCUAAUUCUACUGAAGCUCCUUGGGAUCAUACAAUUGGUUUGAUGAUAUUAGCAAAACAACGAUAUCCAUUAAAGAAAUUAGCUGCUAAUUUAUAUUCACAUAUUGGUAUCGCACCUCGUGGUUAUAUUAUUGUUAGUCAAGAAGAUAAACAGUUAAUUAUUGCUAAUACACAUGUGGCUACAGUUGACAUAUCUUUUCCUUAUACAUUUAUUGGAGCAUUUUUAAAUAUUACAUGUUGUAGUUGGAAUGAUGAAAAGAAAGGUCAAACAAUUGAACUUGAAUCUCUUGUUUGGAAUUUUUUACGCAAUAAUAAAGGAAAAUAUAAAAAUGCUAUUAUGGCAGGUGAUUUUAAUAUGGGUAUUGCUAAUUUUAAACAUGAUGUAUCAGCAAUUCAACCUGAUGAUUGGAAUUAUAUACAUCAAUUACAUGAUAUUGAUGGAUCAACAAGAUGGUAUGAUGAUUAUACAGAAAUGCAUAGUCUUUGUACACGAUGUACAGAUAAUCUUGUUGUUCAAUUUCCUAAAAACUAUAUUUAUGAUCAUAUAUUUACACAUGGAGAUCUGUUCAACUCAUCCAAAUUGUCUACACAACGUAUAUUUGAUGAUCCGAUAAAAAUCAAUUCUAAAAAUAAAACAGUUAUUACAAAUCUUUCGGAUCGUUAUGGUAUUGAACUCAUCACUACUUGUUAA